Oncorhynchus kisutch (coho salmon) is the source of this 4406-nucleotide messenger RNA. RefSeq names its product hook microtubule-tethering protein 1 (gene hook1). Bases 227 to 2410 code for a protein of 727 amino acids. The transcript is spliced from 23 exons. Gene Ontology annotation, cellular component: centrosome; cytoplasm. Gene Ontology annotation, biological process: cytoplasmic microtubule organization; cytoskeleton-dependent intracellular transport. Gene Ontology annotation, molecular function: microtubule binding; dynein light intermediate chain binding. NCBI's taxonomy places the organism in Eukaryota, Metazoa, Chordata, Actinopteri, Salmoniformes, Salmonidae. The record is from RefSeq and is a predicted model, not a curated record.
AUCCGUCUCAACCGCGUAACGGAAAACGUCAAAGCGCGAGGCAGUUAUUCACGUAUGAAUUUACGGUGCUUUUACUGCGCAGUGAGCAGGAAACCUAUCCAUAUUACGCAGUUAACGUUAUAGAUGCAACCCCCUGCAGGUGAGGUCAAAUGCAGAGGGAAGGGGAACGGUGUUGUUGUUGAUGGCAGGUGCAUCGGACAUAUCUGGCCAAACCUGACGGGGAGAAAUGGAGACGGACAAAGCGGUGUUGUGUGAGAGCCUUAUUAUUUGGCUCCAGACCUUUAACACUGGGUCACCAUGUACAGCUGUAGCGGAGCUCACCACUGGCGUCGCCAUGUCUCAGGCCUUGCAUCAGAUAGAUCCAGCGUGGUUCAGUAAAAGUUGGCUCGGUCGCAUUAAAGAAGAUGUUGGGGAUAACUGGAGACUCAAAAUGAACAACCUGAAGAAGAUCCUUCAGAUGAUGGUGGAUUACUACAAUGAGGCCCUGAGCCAGCAGAUCCAGGAGUUUCCAUUGCCAGACCUGGUGAAGGUGGCAGAACACUCAGACCGUGUAGAACUUGGACGACUGCUGCAGCUCAUACUGGGCUGUGCUGUCAAAUGUGAACGCAAACAAGAGUACAUCCAGGUCAUCAUGACUCUGGAGGAGUCCGUACAGCAUGUGGUGAUGACAGCCAUUCAGGAGCUGAUGAGUAAAGAGAACAUGGUCCAAUUUGGAGCAGAGCCACCGGGGGAUGUAGAAUCACAGUUGUCACUGGACAACCUGGAACAAGAGUUGAAGAAGGCUCUUGAGGACCUGGCGGAUCUGAUGUCAGAGAAGGAGGAACUAGCCCAGCGCUGUCAUGAGCUCGACGUACAGGUGACAGUCCUUCAGGAGGAGCGGAACAGCCUAUUAGCUGAGAACGAUGUGCUGACGGACCGAGCCAAUCAGCUGGACGCGUUUGAUGACCCAAGCACGCCCUCCGGACGGAAACACAGCCAGCUACAGAUACAGCUAGAGACACUACAGGAGGAGAACUUCAGGUUAGAGGCAGCUAAGGAUGACUACCGGAUCCACUGUGAGGAGUUGGAGAAGCAGCUGAUCGAGGUUCAGCAUCGUAACGACGAACUUACUAGCCUGGCCGAGGAGUCACGAGCACUUAAAGACGAACUCGACAUCCUCAGGAGCUGUUCAGACCGUGCUGUGAAGCUGGAGGCAUCAGUGGAGACAUACAGGCGUAAACUGGAAGACCUGGGAGAUCUGAGGAGACAAGUCAAACUGCUGGAGGAGAAGAACAUGACCUACAUGCACAACACUGUCAGUCUGGAGGAGGAGCUACGCAAGGCUAACACUGCCCGCGCACAGCUAGAGACAUACAAGAGACAGGUCCAGGAGCUGCACCGGAAGUUGUCAGAGGAGUCUCGGCGGGCAGAUAACCUGGCCUACGAGAUGAAGAAGUUUGAGGAGAAAUACGACGCUGUGAUGAAGGAGAAAGAGAAGAUCAUCAUUGAGCGAGACUCUUUGAAGGAGACCAAUGAGGAGCUACGCUGUAACCAGGCUCAACAAGACCAGCUCCGACAAGCAGGGAUGGCAGGGAUGCCAGCUGGCAGUCCAAGCCAUGAUAACCUUGCUGCUGAAAUCCUACCUAUAGAGUACAGGGAGAAGUUUAUCCGGCUCCAGCAUGAGAAUAAGAUGUUGCGUGUGCAGCAGGAGGGAUCAGAGAAUGAGAAGAUCUCUGAACUACAGACACUGCUAGAGGAGGCACACCGAACACGCUCUGAACUAGACACUGAGAACAGGUUAAACCGGGAGAGAGUCACUGAGCUGCAACAGCAGGUAGAGGAUCUACAGAAAAGCCUACAGGGCCAGGGGGCCAAGACCGAUGAUUCUCACCUGAAGAGGAAACUGGAUGCUCAUAUGGUGCAACUGAAUGAGGCGCAGGAUGAGAUCAUGAAGAAGAAAGAACUGCUGGAGGACCUGCAGCCAGACAACACACAGACCUCUCUGAGACUGGAGGAGCUGAUGGCUGCUCUGAAGAAGAAGGAUGAUGAUAUGAGAGCCAUGGAGGAGAGAUACAAGAUGUAUCUGGAGAAGGCACGCAACGUGAUCCGUGCGUUGGACCCCAAGCUGAACCCAGCCACAGCAGAGAUCCAGGCUCUGAAGAACCAGCUGAUGGACAGAGAUAAGAGGAUCCUCAGUCUGGAGAGGGAGUGUGAGCAGGCAAAGCUGAGAGAGUAUGAGGAGAAGCUGAUUGUAACAGCAUGGUACAACAAGAGUCUGAGCUUCCAGAAGCUGGCGAUCGAGGCCCGUCUGGGGGGUCGCUCCACCUCUAUGGUGCCCCCCGGUCAGUCCUUCCUGUCCCAGCAGCGCCAGGUCACCAAUGCCACCCGCAGGACCCUCUCUGUCAGUGUGCCUGCCACCACCGCUAACUAGACCUGGGAUGGGUGACUACUUAGGUGGGCCACCGUGUAUGCAGGCUAAAGUUAGACCAUGAUUAGUUUUAAUAAGGUGUGUUCGUGCUGGGCUAGAACAGAAGCCUGGCCACCGUGUAUGCAGGCUAAAGUUAGACCAUGAUUAGUUUUAAUAAGGUGUGUUCGUGCUGGGCUAGAACAGAAGCCUGCUGACACGGCAGCCUGCUGACAUGGCGGCCCACUAAGACCGGGGUCUCCCACAUCUGAAGGAAACAAACAAAUGGCUCCUCUCUCACUCCCUUCCACAAGUGCACACUCAAGUGACCUUAAGCACACUAGCUUUCAGCCCCUGGGGAGGGGACAAGCAUGCACUGACUGAUGUGAACAUGAGCACUUGGUCUAGUUAGGUUCCCUCUUCCUCACUGAUACACUGUACAGUAAUAUACCGCACAGUAGCACACAACAGCACGGUUGCUUAUAAUCACCUGGAAUGAGUUUGGUCUGAGUUGACAACCUUAUCCACAUGCUUUAUUAGCUUUAGCCUAGCACAGAACACUGACUGAGCCCUUCAAUAUACCUGUGUUAGUCUAGAUAGCAUCAAGCGCUGAAUGGAAUGCCUAUUGAACCAACCUCGAUUCUUGAUCUCGACAUCCUGACACGUUGUAUAUUGAGUCCGGGAUAUGUCAUUUAUUCCGUCUAUGGAUGCGCAAAAAAAUACAAUUGGAGCUUGUAAGACACAUGUGGUCUUAAAUGGCUUAUUUGAAUGCCAUUACCAGCUGACUAUAAGUGAUAUUCUAAAAUGUUUUCAUACUUUACAAAAUGAUGAAUCAACAACACUAUGCAGUUAAAGGAUAUAACAAACACCCUAUUAACCAUUGGACUACAGAGAGAGUUUGACCUCUGAUCUUCCUCCUCUGUGUUGUCACAAUCACCAGGGAUGAAUGGAGCACAGAUAACUGAGAAAUAGGUGUAUUUGGUGCUGGCCACCAAACGUCCAUAACUAGUUUCUUACACAAAAGUAGGAAGUCUAUACUGCAGACCUGUGUCAAUAUCCUGUGAUGUCAUACUGACAUAUCUCUGGUGCGGCAGCCGAGAAUCAAUUAAUCAAAUCACAAAUCCAGUACUAUUUAUGGUAUUUAUUUUCUAUGUGUUAACUGUGAUCUGUACUAGAAUUUACUGCAUGCUCUAACGGAAUACUGUUGGGCCUUUAUAUUCUCUGAAUGUCUUGUCUAGAUGAGUAGUAAGGUUUCAACAGUAUAAUCUAUACAGCACUACUGUUAUCAGGGUUCAAACACCAGCUUGGCAUUUAUGGGCCAGUUUCACAGACCCAGAUUAAAUUAUAGUUAGGUUAUGAAAUGUGGAUGACUUAAACCUUGUCCUGGAUGUAUGGCAUCUGCAUUUGUGGACACAGCUCCUAGAUAAAUAUUAUUCCUCUCUGAUGAAGUGAAAAUGCUGUGACAACCUUUUUGAAUGUCUUUAAAUUUGUUUGGGCACAUUGGCCUUCCUUUGUACCCACAACGCAUCUGGGGAUUGAGUUUGAUGCGUCUUGGCUUGAGGUGCACUGGGAUAACUGAAUGAAACAAUCAUCUCUUUAAAAUAGCUGUCCACUGAUGUUAUGAUCCCUACUGGGUUGGAUUGUUAGCCUUAUAGUGAGGCUUACUUAAGCAAUUAGCUAGAUGUUGGAUUUGCUGUUUUGAGAAAAUGUGAAAUUCUUGUAUGUCAUGUGCUGCUGCUUACAUUUUAUACACACACUUCAGCUAAAAUGAUUUGGACUCUAGAGCAGCGUACAAAGCUGAUUUCACAGCCUGGUUUUUUACUUUUUUUGCAGUGGAUAGUACUUGUACGUCUACUGAUUCACAUACAUACAAUGCCAUGUAUACAGAGAUCAGCGCAGCACUAGGAAAUGAGAUCUGAACAACGCUGUUUGGAUAGUAGGCUACUUGUUGAUUGUGUUAGUGGGAAAAUAAGUGUGAAGGCCUUUUCAUGUCGUGUAAAGAAUAAAGUCUUUUCAAAGCGCU